Messenger RNA from Phymastichus coffea, 1800 nucleotides. Its product is annotated as casein kinase I-like. Bases 428 to 1792 code for a protein of 454 amino acids. The transcript is spliced from 10 exons. The record is from RefSeq and is a predicted model, not a curated record. Gene Ontology annotation, molecular function: protein serine/threonine kinase activity; ATP binding. Gene Ontology annotation, cellular component: cytoplasm; nucleus. Gene Ontology annotation, biological process: peptidyl-serine phosphorylation; signal transduction; endocytosis. Lineage: Eukaryota; Metazoa; Arthropoda; Insecta; Hymenoptera; Eulophidae.
GUCUUGUUUUCCUCUAUCCUAUCUCUAAUCCUCUCUAUAGUUAUCUUCUGAGGUUCUGAAGUUCUUGGAUCAUCUUGGUUUACAUUUAGUUGAAUAGGGCGGUAAGGGCCGAAGUUUAUUUAAGGAGCUGGACAGCCAGCAAUCAUUCAGGUGAAAACUUGAUGCUAUAUUCGCUACGAGGUUGCUAAUUAGCCAGAUCAUAGAUCCGAGAUUGCCGGCAAGGAAGCAUUUAGCCACCAGGUUUUGCUUUCACCACACUCGUCACUCGCGAUAUGGACAUGCAGGUUACCCUUUGCGGAAUCAAUAGAAACAGUGAUGUAGCAUAGUUUAUUAAUACAGAAUUCGAACGUGAGAACUCUUUAGAAGUUUCAAAUAUCUUGAUUCCAAAAGUUCCAGCAAGUCAUACUUUCCCAUAUUUUUAUAUACGAUGGAGUUACGCGUUGGCAACAAGUAUCGACUAGGCCGCAAAAUCGGCAGCGGCUCUUUCGGCGACAUUUACUUAGGUACUAAUAUCUCUACUGGGGAAGAAGUUGCUAUCAAGCUGGAAUGCAUCAAAACCAGGCAUCCUCAGUUACAUAUUGAGUCUAGAUUUUAUAAGAUGAUGCAAGGGGGUGUUGGUAUUCCAACUAUAAAAUGGUGUGGAUCAGAAGGUGACUACAAUGUAAUGGUAAUGGAGCUUCUUGGUCCAUCAUUAGAAGAUCUAUUUAACUUUUGUUCGCGACGAUUUUCAUUGAAGACAGUUUUGUUACUGGCUGAUCAGCUGAUAAGUAGAACAGACUAUAUACAUAGUCGUAAUUUUAUCCAUCGUGAUAUCAAACCAGACAAUUUUCUAAUGGGAUUAGGAAAGAAAGGUAAUCUUGUCUAUAUUAUUGACUUUGGACUAGCAAAAAAAUAUCGUGAUGGAAGAACAAACAAACACAUACCUUACAGAGAGAAUAAAAAUCUCACUGGUACAGCUAGAUAUGCAAGUGUAAAUACACAUUUAGGAGUUGAACAAUCACGAAGAGAUGAUCUUGAAUCACUAGGAUAUGUACUUAUGUACUUUAAUCGAGGUAGUCUUCCAUGGCAAGGACUUAAAGCAGCAACAAAAAGACAGAAAUAUGAACGUAUUUCUGAAAAAAAAAUGUCUACACCUAUAGAGGAACUGUGCAAAGGUUAUCCUGUUGAGUUUGCAACAUACUUGAAAUACUGCAAGGAGUUGAAAUUUGAAGGAAAGCCUGAUUACUCAUAUCUCAGGCAUCUAUUCCGGACACUAUUUCACAGUCAAGGCUUCACGUAUGACUACGUGUUUGAUUGGAAUAUGCUGAAGUUUGGAAAUGCAAGGCAGCCAGCUAUAUCAAGUAGUCAACAGCAGCAACCACAACAGCAAGCAGUAACACACCUGCAACCAGCAAACAAUCCAACUCCUAUACCAGGAAUUAAUAACGAGCAAGAGCAUCGUUCAAGGCCAUAUACGCGGCAGUGCUUGGCGAAUGCUGGAGCUUCCGGUCCGGGAUUAACGCUAGUCGGUACGUCGGGUCGCAGACAGCAGAACAAAUUUGAAUAUUUGGAGCAGUUUGAUAAUCAACAUCUUCAGCAACACCAUCACCAUCAUCCACUGCAUCUCCAUCAUCAGCAGCAGCAGGACAAAGGCGAGCUUCAAGUGCCUGGUGUAGAUGGCCAGGAGCGCAGAGUCAGCGUGAGAUUGACACAACGUGGAAACAUAGCAGCGACCGUUGAUGAUACUCACAAUCAGUCUAAAAACAAGAAAGAUAGACUUUACCCUAGUUUCUUAUGGUGCGAAGUAUCCUAAAAGCAGAC